Molecule: messenger RNA, 2490 nt
Organism: Striga hermonthica
Lineage: Eukaryota; Viridiplantae; Streptophyta; Magnoliopsida; Lamiales; Orobanchaceae
Source: the annotation of a GenBank genome assembly
AUGGCGAGCCGGACAUCGGAGCUUGUGGGUCGGGUCGACCCGGCUCAGAAAUUCGACGUUGAUGCUCUGCUCCGUUAUGCGGUCUCCCAUGUUGAUGGGUUCCCUCAAAAUCCAUCUCAAUUCACUGUUUCGCAGUUUGGGCAUGGCCAAUCAAAUCCCACGUUUCUCCUGGAUGUUCAGUCUGGAUCUCUGAAGAAGAAAUAUGUGAUGAGAAAGAAACCUCCAGGAAAGAUACUUCAUUCUGCACAUGCUGUUGAGAGAGAAUUUCAGGUUCUACAUGCCUUAGGCACUCAUACGUUGGUUCCAGUGCCUAAAGCUUACUCCUUAUGUACCGAUUCGAGUGUGAUUGGGACUCCAUUUUACAUCAUGGAGUACUUGGAAGGUCGCAUAUACUUAGACCCCUUGCUCCCAGGUGUGGAACCUAGACGAAGGAAUGCAAUAUAUCGUGCAACUGCUAAAGCUUUGGCAUCUCUUCAUUCUGCUGAUGUGGAUUCCAUUGGGUUGCGUACUUACGGGAAACCAAAUAAUUACUGUAAACGGCAGGUUGAUAGAUGGGGUAAACAGUACCUUUUCUCUACCGGCGAGGGCAAAUCUGACAGAAACCCAAGGAUGUUGGAGCUUGCUCAGUGGUUGAGCCAACAUAUUCCUCUGGAAGAUUCUUCGGGAGCAGCAGCAGGUUUAGUACAUGGCGACUUUCGGAUUGAUAAUCUUGUUUUUCAUCCUAUUGAGGAUAGAGUGAUUGGCAUUCUUGAUUGGGAACUAUCUACCCUAGGCAAUCAAAUGUGCGAUGUUGCAUACAGCUGCAUGCAUUACAUUGUGGAUAUUUCUCUGGACAAAGUAGAAAAGAAUGGUGGUCUUGAAUUGACUGGAUUACCUGAUGGGGUUCCUUCAUUGCCUGAGUAUCUCGCAGAUUAUUGUGCAGCUGCUGGCAAACCAUGGCCUGCCGCUAACUGGAAAUUUUAUGUCGCCUUUUCUCUGUUCCGUGGGGCAUCUAUCUAUGCUGGAGUACAUUAUAGAUAUAUCUUGGGAAAUGCUUCUGGAGGAGAACGUGCCCGAAAUGCUGGAAAGAAAGCUGAUGCCAUCAUUGAAACUGCAUGGGAUUUUAUUAAUAGGGAAUCUGCUCUUCCCGAUCUUCCUCCACAGCGAUCAGUAUAUCGGGAGCAUGUGGAACAACUUGGAAAAGAAAGCACAGACAGCUUACAUUCAAGCGAAGGAAGGUUUGUUCCGAAUCAAAAGGUUCGAGAUUUAAGAAACAGAUUGAUCAAGUUUAUGGAGGAUAAUAUCUACCCAAUGGAAAACGAGUUCUACAAACUCGCUCAGUCUAGCAAGCGUUGGUCCAUUCACCCCGAAGAGGAGAGGUUAAAGGAUCUUGCUAAAAAAGAAGGGCUUUGGAACUUAUGGAUACCUUUUGAUAGUGCCGCCAGGGUUAAGCAAGUCAUUUCCGCUGAAAGAAGAGACGAUCAUGUCGGAGAGGCGAUCAAUGGCUUACUAGGCGCUGGUCUUUCGAACCUCGAGUAUGGAUAUCUUUGUGAGGUCAUGGGCCGUUCCGUGUGGGCCCCACAGGUGUUCAAUUGUGGGGCACCGGAUACUGGAAACAUGGAGGUGCUAAUGCGCUAUGGAAAUGCUGAACAAAUACGUGAAUGGCUUGUUCCUCUGCUUGAAGGAAAUAUACGCUCUGGCUUUGCAAUGACCGAGCCCCAAGUUGCCUCGUCUGAUGCUACUAAUAUAGAGUGUUCUAUCACAAGACAUGAAGAUUGGUAUAUUAUCAAUGGGAGGAAGUGGUGGACAAGUGGAGCCAUGGAUCCUCGGUGCAAAAUCCUUAUUGUCAUGGGAAAAACUGACUUCAAAGCCCCCAAACACAGACAACAAUCCAUGAUUUUGGUUGACAUAAACUCCCCUGGUGUGACUAUAAAGAGGCCACUGACAGUGUUUGGAUUUGACGAUGCCCCCCAUGGGCAUGCAGAAAUAACUUUCGACAAUGUACGCGUGCCAUCUAAGAAUAUCCUCCUCGGGGAGGGUCGUGGAUUUGAAAUUGCACAGGGUAGGCUGGGGCCCGGAAGAUUGCACCAUUGCAUGAGGCUGAUUGGAGCAGCUGAGCGGGGCAUGGAGAUGAUGAUUCAGAGGGCAAUAAGCAGACGGGCUUUUGACAAAUUAAUCGCCCAACAUGGAUCAUUCAUUUCAGAUAUUGCUAAGUGUCGGAUAGAUCUAGAAAGCACUAGAUUGCUUGUUUUAGAAGCCGCAGACCAGCUCGACAGGCUUGGGAACAAAAAGGCUCGUGGGACCAUUGCCAUGGCCAAGGUUGCAGCUCCAAACAUGGCCCUAAGAGUGCUCGACAUGGCCAUGCAAGUGCACGGUGCAGCCGGUGUAUCUGGGGACACCGUGUUGGCCCACCUUUGGGCCACUUCACGAACAUUAAGAAUUGCCGAUGGCCCUGAUGAGGUUCACUUGGGAACUAUCGGGAAAUUAGAGCUUAGAAGAGCCAAGCUUUAA